GGAUUAUCACUACUCUCAUCAUAAACCAAAGUAUCAAACAAUAAAAGAUUUUUGAGAAAAAAGAGAGAGAGAUAUCAUGACUACUACUCCAGAUUGGAUCAUGAUUGGAGGAGACGGUCCUGAGAGUUAUAACCAACAAUCCUCGUAUCAGAGAGCAUUGUUGGAAGCGACAAAGGACAAGAUGACCAAGGCGAUCUCAGCCAAUCUCGACCUAGACUUGAUUUCGAAUCGCUUCAUUGUAGCGGAUUUCGGUUGUGCAAGUGGACCUAACACUUUUGUGGCAGUUCAAAACAUAAUAGAUGCGGUAGAAGAAAAGUACCGUAGAGAAACCGGACAAAACCCGGCAGAUAACAUCGAGUUCCAAGUCCUCUUCAAUGAUUUCAGCCUCAAUGAUUUCAACACUCUCUUCCAGACACUUCCACCCGGAAGAAGAUACUUCAGCGCUGGAGUUCCUGGUUCCUUCUUCGAACGUGUUCUUCCUAAGGAGAGUUUCCACAUCGGAGUCAUGAGUUACGCGUUCCAUUUCACCUCCAAAAUCCCCAAAGGGAUUAUGGACCGCGACUCUCCCUUGUGGAACAAAGACAUGCAGUGCACGGGGUUCAACCCCGCUGUCAAGAAAGCGUAUCUUGACCAGUACUCUAUCGACACCAAAAUUCUUUUAGAUGCUAGAGCUGAAGAGCUCGUGCCCGGGGGGUUGAUGUUGCUUUUAGGAUCGUGUCUAAGAGACGGAGUUAAGAUGUCCGAGACCCCUAAAGGAACUGUAAUGGAUUUUAUUGGAGAAUCUCUUAGCGAUCUUGCUAAACAGGUACAUAAUUUGAUCGUUAUAGUAUUAUACAACUGCAUAAGUACUAACUAACAUUUUCUUCUUUUUUUUUAUGAUAUAAAAAAGGGUGUCACCGAGCAAGAGAAGGUGGACACUUUCAGAACCUCAAUUUACUUUGCAGAACAAGGUGAGAUAAGGCAAAUCAUUGAGGAGAAUGGGAAGUUCACAAUCGAGGCUUUUGAAGAUAUCAUUCACGCUAAAAACGAGUUUCCUUUUGACCCCAAGACAUUGGCCAUCUCUUUCAAGGCCUUCUAUGGUGCUUUCAUUUCCGCACAUUUUGGAGUCGAAGUCAUGAGGAAAGCCUUUGAGCUUGUUGAGGUCAAGGCACGCGAACAGAUUUCUCGCCUCCAUAACUCCAAACCCGGAAUGCAGUACCUCAUCGUGCUUCGCAAGAACUAAACCGUGAUCCAAAUAUAUUGUUAUAUGUGAUUUCCUCCAUUGUUGCUUCUCUUCUUUCGUCUAUCUUAUGGUGCUUUGUCGUCUCUUCUUCUUGUUGUUUUGUCUUAACGUCUUUGUAUUCUCCCCUAUCCUACAAAUGAAUAAAACUUCACUUUACGCUUAUAUGUAUAACGAG
Arabidopsis thaliana (thale cress) is the source of this 1397-nucleotide messenger RNA. RefSeq names its product S-adenosyl-L-methionine-dependent methyltransferases superfamily protein (gene PXMT1). The transcript is spliced from 2 exons. Gene Ontology annotation, molecular function: methyltransferase activity. The record is from RefSeq and is marked reviewed. The coding region runs from base 77 to 856 and encodes 259 amino acids. Lineage: Eukaryota; Viridiplantae; Streptophyta; Magnoliopsida; Brassicales; Brassicaceae.